AUGGUACCUACGCCCUCCCCUCAGGCAGGACCUUCUCGUGGGCAGUCGCCAGCAGAACCUUCUCAUGGACCUUCACAUGGCCAGUCACCGGCAGGAUCUUCAUGUGGCCAGUCACCGGCAGGACCUUCACAUGGCCAGUCACCGGCAGGACCUUCAUGUGGCCAGUCACCGGCAGGACCUUCACAUGGCCAUUCACCUUCCCCACUUGAGUCGCCGAUACCUGCCAGACACUCAACCGUUGAUAUUGCCGACGCUCGACUGCAUAUAGUCCCUCUUGGAGACUCAUUUGAAAAUUCAGUAACUGUUGUUCGUGAGAUUAAUCAAAUUGUGAAUAACUUUUGGAAAGGAGACUCAAUGUCAUACUCAAGCACUCCAGCACCCACAAAAGAACUCUGGUGGUGCGAGUUUAAGGGUUGGUAGAAGAAGGAUUUGGACUGAGAAGGAUCUCCAUAAGAUUAUCUUCAACUCUAUCUUUUUCAUGUUCUUGUAUGAUAUUGGAAUUUGGAUACUAUGACAUGUUUGUUAUAACUUUAUUGUAGUGUUUGGU
Zingiber officinale is the source of this 547-nucleotide messenger RNA. Its product is annotated as skin secretory protein xP2-like. Bases 1 to 420 code for a protein of 139 amino acids. NCBI's taxonomy places the organism in Eukaryota, Viridiplantae, Streptophyta, Magnoliopsida, Zingiberales, Zingiberaceae. The record is from RefSeq and is a predicted model, not a curated record. The transcript has 5 exons.